Juglans microcarpa x Juglans regia is the source of this 2359-nucleotide messenger RNA. Its product is annotated as two-component response regulator ARR12-like. Gene Ontology annotation, molecular function: DNA binding; DNA-binding transcription factor activity. NCBI's taxonomy places the organism in Eukaryota, Viridiplantae, Streptophyta, Magnoliopsida, Fagales, Juglandaceae. The record is from RefSeq and is a predicted model, not a curated record. Gene Ontology annotation, biological process: phosphorelay signal transduction system; cytokinin-activated signaling pathway.
UAGUUUCAUUAGAUUCCUUUUCUCUCUCUUUCCCCGGUCAAAUUGCCACUUUUACAGUCUCUCUCUCUCUCUCUCUCUCUCUCUGAAUUCAUAUCACAUACUUACAUAAUCUUUGCAAAUCCUUCUCUGCUUCUCUCUGUUCAGUAGAUUCUGGAAAAUGACAGUUGAGCCUAUAAUGGAUGAUUCCAGAGAUCAGUUCCCCAUUGGAAUGCGUGUGCUCGCAGUUGACGAUGACCCCACUUGCCUCUUUGUCUUGGAGACCCUUCUUCGUCGAUGCCAAUAUCACGUUACGACAACGAAUCAAGCAAUCACAGCAUUGAAGUUGCUGAGAGAAAACAAGAACAACUUUGACCUGGUCAUCAGUGAUGUUCAUAUGCCAGACAUGGAUGGCUUUAAGCUGCUUGAGCUUGUGGGUCUUGAGAUGGACCUGCCUGUCAUAAUGUUGUCCGCAAAUGACGAUCCCAAGCUAGUGAUGAAGGGAAUUACCCAUGGAGCUUGUGAUUAUUUACUGAAACCUGUUCGAACUGAGGAGCUGAAGAACAUCUGGCAACAUGUUGUCAGGAGAAGGAGAUUUGAUUCAAAAGACUCAAAUAAUUCUGGCAGUCAAGACAAGCCUCAUCCUGGCAUUGGUGGAGGAUCAGGGUCAGCUGGGACACUUUCAGAUCCGAAUGGGAAGCUCAAUAAAAAACGGAAGGAUCAGAAUGAAGAUGAGGAUGAGGAGCAUGAUGAAAAUGUGCAUGAUGAUCCAUCAACUCAGAAGAAGCCUCGGGUUGUUUGGUCUGUGGAGCUGCAUCGCAAGUUUGUCGCUGCGGUUCAUCAGUUGGGCAUUGACAAGGCUGUGCCAAAAAAAAUCCUAGAUCUGAUGAAUGUUGAAAAGCUUACAAGAGAAAAUGUGGCAAGCCAUCUUCAGAAAUACAGGCUUUAUCUUAAAAGACUGAACAGUAUGGUAAACCAGCAAGCUAAUAUGGCGGCCGCCUUAGGAGGUACAGAUUCUUCAUAUUUACGAAUGGGUUCUCUGAGUGGACUUGAGAAUUUCCAUACCUUGAAUGGAUCUGGGCAAUUUCAUAACACCAGUUUCAGAUCCUUCCCACCUAGUGGGUUGCUUGGUAGAUUGAACACACCAGCUGGUAUGGGAAUGCGUGGGCUUUCUUCUUCUGGAAUGACUCAACUUAGUCAUGCACGAAGUUCAAGCGGCUCUACUGUUGAUCAGGCUGACUCACAGCAGGUAAUACAUCCUGGAAACCAUAAUGGGGGUGUACUUCAAGGAAUGCCGAUGACACUAGAACUCGAUCAACUACAACAUAUUAAAGGUGUUACUCAUGUCAGGGAGCUGUCCACUGCUAUUGAUAAUAGAGCAAUUUUCCCCAUUUGCAGUGGCCUCCUAGAUGCCAAAACAAACAUUGGUAGCUCAAGCAAUCCUCUUCUUGGCGUUGCAAACACAACCUUGAUGUUAGAACGAAACCCUCGAGCAGUUCAAGGUGGUGAAGUAUUUGGAAAUCGGUCCCCUGUUUCAUUGGCCUCCUUAAAUUCUGAAUUGUCUUCCUCCUUGCUGGAUCACAGGAGAUUGAAUGAAAACUGGUCAACUGCUGCUCAGUCAUCUGGGAUCCAUUCAAAUUCUUUUCAAUUAAAUGACUGCUUUAAACAGACUACUCAAUCUACCAUGCAUCAAAGUAAUGUGAGGGAUGACAUGUCUAAAAGGGCAAUUCAAAUGGGGAGUAAUCUACAUGAUGUUUCUUCUGCUACUUCAGUAUCUACUGAAUUGCAGGAUAGAAGGUCAGACAUGCAAUGCAGAGCAAGCCUGACCAGCAGUAAUGCUGGGAAAAUAAGUAAUCAUGCCGGACCUCAAGGCUGGGUAGACCAUAAUGAGGAUAGUUCUUAUCGCUCCAAUGUUAUGUGUAGUAAAAUGAACUAUGAUCCCGUGCAAGGUGCUGUGGGUCCAUUCGUUCAGAGUUCAGAACCAAAGAACUUUCACCCUGACAUGGAUUUCAAUUCAAUUGGACAAUCAAAUCUUUUUGAUCCUUCAUACACGAAGCAUGAUGAGGUCAAUAAAUCUCAUGUGGAGACAUCACUGAAGUUGAAGCAGGGGCUCAGGGACCAAAGGAAGCCACAAGAAAGUUAUAUUUCUAGUAGUUUUGGCUCAUUGGAAGACAUAGUGACUGCAAUGGUGAAACGGGUAAUAUAAUAUAAUAUUUGCUUUAGCUUUGCUAAUAGAUCUGUCUUCUUUUAUAGUUUGACUGUAAUAUCUUGACUAGACGUGAUUUUCACAUGCUAUUUUAGACCCCAGCCAUUAGAUUAAAACAAACUGCUAUAUCAACUUCGUGGUAAAUAUGCUGAAAGGAGAAAACUCUUGGUUAUUUAA